CCACUUUAAUUCAAAAGUUAACAGUUUGGAGAUUCUUUCAUGGAUUAAGAUAAUUUUUAGGGUUUUUGAGAAUAUUCAUAUUCAUUCAUGGCUACUACAUUUUUAUCACUUUACCCUUACAAUCCUUUCAACAUUCUUCCAUUUCCUUCCUCUAAUCAUGCUUCUGCGUCUUGUUCUUCUUCUUCUUCUUCAUUUCUCAAACGAAGAAAAUUCACUGUUCUUUCUGCUCAUUCCAAUCCCAAAAUUCUCAAAACCAACAGAAAAUCAACCUAUGGAAAAUUCCUCUCCCCGUAUGACUCUGAUGAUGAAAUUGAAGAAAUGGACUUUGAAGACGACGAAGAUGAAGAUGAAGAUGAAGAUGAGGAUGAUGAUGAUGAUGAUGAUGAUGAUGAUGAAGAUGAUGAUGAUGACGGAUUUGCUGAGCCUACUGAUCUUAAUGCCAAAGACAAGAGAUUGAAGUCAAAGACAGUUCCAGAUAGACAACAAGAAAAGGAGAAGGAAAAGGGUGUGAGAUCUCUUAACAAUGGACAAAGCAAAAGAUUGCCCAAAAGUCAGAGAAUAGCAUCCUUACAAGAAAAUAACAGUGCAAAGUUUCGUAGAAAUUCGAUGGAGAAAAAAUAUCCGGAGUUGUCUGAAGAGAUUCUUUUGGAUGAGAAAUGGUUACCACUUCUUGAUUACUUAAGCACCUUUGGAAUUAAGGAAUCACAGUUCAUCCAAAUUUAUGAGAGGCACAUGUCGUCAUUUCAAAUUAAUGUAUGUUCUGCACAGGAAAGGAUAGAUUACUUAAUGAGUCUUGGGGUUAAACAUAAAGAUAUAAGAAGAAUCCUUUUGAGGCAACCACAAAUUCUAGAAUACACGGUGGAGAACAAUUUGAAGACUCACGUUGCAUUCUUAAUGGGCUUGGGCGUACCUAGUACCAAAAUAGGGCAAAUUAUUGCUUCUACUCCAUCCCUUUUUUCUUACAGUGUUGAGAAAUCUUUAAAACCAACGGUAAGAUAUUUAAUUGAGGAAGUUGGCAUCAAGGAAAAAGAUUUGGGUAAAGUCAUUCAACUGAGUCCUCAAAUUCUUGUCCAACGUAUUGACAUUUCAUGGAAUACUCGAUUGAUGUUUCUUAACAAAGAGUUGGAUGCACCCAAAGAGAGCAUUGUGAAGAUGGUGACGAAACACCCUCAGCUUUUGCAUUACAGUAUUGAUGAUGGAUUGCUUCCAAGAAUAAAUUUCCUAAGGAGCAUAGGAAUGAAAAAUGCGGACAUCUUGAAAAUCUUGACUAGCCUUACACAGGUGCUAUCUCUGUCCUUGGAAGCUAAUCUAAAGCCGAAGUAUUUGUACUUGGUAAAUGAACUUCACAAUGAGGUGCAAACCUUGACCAAAUACCCGAUGUACCUUAGCUUGUCUUUGGACCAGAGAAUUCGUCCUCGUCAUAAGUUCUUGGUUUCCCUAAAGAAAGCUCCAAAAGGACCAUUUCCUCUUGGAUCUUUAGUUCCAACUGAUGAAUCCUUUUGUCAACGGUGGGCUGGAACUACUCUUGAUGAAUAUGCUGCAUUUCGACAGAGAUUAUUACUCAAAAAAUUAGCUGAGAAAUAUGACAGAAAAAUGUGAAAAAAUCAGAAUCAAGUUUGUCUCAAUCAACUUGCACAAGUACUGGAAAAUGAUCGGCAAUCUCUUGUGACAUACAACAUGUUCAAUCAUUGGAGUUUACUAAGCCAUGUGAUGUGCCUACUCUAUAUGCACAAUACUUCAUGACAGAUAAAUAUCAGUGUCUUAUUCUCAGCAGAAGCUGCUCAACUUGUUUUGUGUAAUUUAUCAUUGAUGUUUCUGUUGGCCUGAAAGGUUGUGGUCAAUAUAUAGAUUGAAGAAAGAAGCUGUAUAAACUAAAGAGCCAACUUAUGGAUUCUCUCAUUUUCUUUUACCUUCAUUGUUUUGUGUAUCUAUCUCAACUCAAUAGGACCAUUUUUGUUACACUUGUGACCAUACAUGAUACAUAGACAAUUAUUUGUUACCCUGAAACAAUUUGUACCACAUGUGCGAGUUGAAAUAAAAAUGUUAUUCCCUUGACAAAAAGACUUGCAACUAAAUUCUACAUUGCUUCUGAUUUCUCUCUUUUUAUUUAACUCUU
This is a messenger RNA of Medicago truncatula (barrel medic), 2116 nucleotides long. Its product is annotated as transcription termination factor MTERF9, chloroplastic. Lineage: Eukaryota; Viridiplantae; Streptophyta; Magnoliopsida; Fabales; Fabaceae. The transcript is spliced from 6 exons. The coding region runs from base 88 to 1599 and encodes 503 amino acids. Gene Ontology annotation, molecular function: double-stranded DNA binding. Gene Ontology annotation, biological process: developmental process; regulation of DNA-templated transcription. The record is from RefSeq and is a predicted model, not a curated record.